Messenger RNA from Amaranthus tricolor (Joseph's coat), 2056 nucleotides. RefSeq lists its product as uncharacterized. Bases 213 to 1562 code for a protein of 449 amino acids. The record is from RefSeq and is a predicted model, not a curated record. Lineage: Eukaryota; Viridiplantae; Streptophyta; Magnoliopsida; Caryophyllales; Amaranthaceae. The transcript has 2 exons.
AUGCCACUUUGGAAAUUAAACCUUUUCUCAUUUCAUGUUCCAUUUCCAUCCACCAAAAUUCAUCACAAAUCAAUCAACCAAGCCCUUUAAUUGCCCAAGAACCCUUAUAUAAACCCUUUCAAAUUCAAUUCUUGUACAUUUGCUUUUGCAUACUUCUGUAAUUGAAUUGAUUUUUCCAUUUCUUGCUCCUCCUCCAACUGUCCUGCUCUGAAAUGGCUGAAGAAUCACCAUUGUUGCCUUCUGAGAACUCUCCCCUAACCCUCAAACGCCGAAUCGCCGAUUGCGUUUCUUCCUUGAAACUGCCUCUUAAUCAUACUUCUUCUUUGGAACCUAAAUCUUUAAAUUCUCAAGCGGGUACUGAACCCGCCCAAGAAACUAAAAUCUCCCCAAAGAAGCCCAAGUUUUUAUCUGCUCUUACAGGUGAGAGUGAAUUUAGUGAUGAAUAUCUUGAUGGUAAAGUUGAAAUUCAAGAUGGGUUUUGUGUCAAACAGUUUGGUAAUGAAUUUGAAUUGGGGGAAAAUAUUGAGGGUCUUGAUCAAAAUGAGGCGGUAAUUGAUGACUUUCUUGAAAAUUCUUGUGUAACUGUUGGAUUGUGUGGUACUUCAAAUGAGGGUUCUGAGAAUCAAUCCUCAAAUGAUUCUGACUCUGUUGAAUUGAGUGGUUCUUCAAAUGAAGGUUUUGAGAAUCAAUCUCCAAAUGAUUCUGACUUUGUGGAAUUGGGUGGUUCUUCAAAUGAGGGUUCUGAGAAUCAAUCUUUAACUGGGUCUGAAAUUCUUGACAUGAGUUGUUCUUCAAAUGAAGGGUCUGAGAAUCAAUCUCCAAAUGAUUCUUACAUUGCUGAAUUAUGUGGUUCUUUAAAUGAAGGUUCUGAGAAUCAAUCUCCAAAUGGGUCUGCAAUUCUUGAAUUGGGUUGUAAUUCAAAGGAGUUUUCUGAGAAUCAAUCUUCCAAGGAUAGUGAAAUUGCUGAAACUGAAACACAUUUUGAGAAAAAACAUGAGAAUUUUGAUGGGUUCUUGAAAAAAUUUGAAAAGAACAAAGAUUUAACAAGUUCUUUAACUAUUGAGGUAUUUGAUGAAACUGCUGUUCUUGAUGUUGUAAAAGUUGAAAAGAAGAAAAAUAGAAGAAGGGCUAAGACAUUUAAUACAAGAAAGACUGCUUUAAUUAGUGUUUCUUCAAGAAAUGUUAAUGGGAAAUUUGUGUAUUCUAGGCAUGAAAUGGAAAGACUGAGAUAUGUGAAUAUUAGAAGUCAGAAGAAGUUUUGGCAAGAAGUUUGCAAUGGGUUUUCUGCUAUUGUGAAGAAGGAGUAUGGUGAAUUGGGUAGUUCUAAGCUUCAUAAGCAUGGAGUGUCAAUCUCUGAUAAUCAUCUAUUUGGUGGCAAGAAGAAUUAUACUAAUGGAGGAUUUUCAGGUUUUUGCUCAAAUGGCUUCAACAACAAUAACCAUGGACUUUUGGGUUUGGCUGCUCCAAAGGGAAAAUGCAAUUAUCCAACUGUUUUAAUCCCAAAACAAAAGAAGAUAACUACCUGCAUUGGUAAUGGCCGUCUAGUUGACAUCAAAUUUUGAUACUUGAUAGUGUGUAGUUCAAGUUGUAUAUACCACUGGUAUAUGGUGUAGUGUUUGGGAUUGUGUUGUACACAAAACUAAUUCUUUUGUAGAGAAUGUCUUAAUAAAAUUUGUUGAUGAUUACACGAGUAUUAAUUUCUUGGUUUCUACUAUCUUUUGUAUUUGUCACAUACGCUAUGUAAACUAUACUUUCGGUGAUUUUGAGGGUAGACUGUGAUCAACCUUUGCGAGCCCAUGAAUGGAACAACGAUAAGACUAUACUUUGAGCAAAUGGUAUCAUUUGCUGUAACCUCUGUAUCUUUAUUGAUAAUAUCGUCAAACCCUUCCUAGACUUUGAUCAUAUUUUUUUGAGUGGAAUAUAUUGGAUAUAAUGAUGAUUUAACCCAAUCGUACUUAGUAAAGUGAGUUCAAAUUAGAUUGACAAAUUAGAUCAGAAUUAUGAUUUAAAACUUAAACUAAACAAAUUGAAUUAAAAUGUUUUUUAUCGGUUAAUA